Messenger RNA from Didymodactylos carnosus, 1794 nucleotides. NCBI's taxonomy places the organism in Eukaryota, Metazoa, Rotifera, Eurotatoria, Philodinida, Philodinidae. The record is from the annotation of a GenBank genome assembly.
AUGAUAAUUUCUCAACUCGAUUCUGUAAUUCAUAAUUAUUUUAUUGAACAAUAUGGUAGUUUACCUGUUAAGCCUAUGGAACCUCAAAAUUGUAAAAUGCGCGGCUUUAAAUUGGCUGAUCCACAAACAUUGUUUCUCGUUGGUAGUCGACAUGAGAAAACGGAAAAUGCUCGAGUAUUAUCAAAACAUUUUCAAGCUAGAGAAUCCGAUUUUAUGAUUGAAGUUGGUAGCAUAAAUUUAAAAAAUUUAUAUGUUAUUGAAAAUUUCAAUUCGGAUUACACUACAUAUGUAAGAAUACGUUAUCUUUUCGAUAAUACUUGUCCGGUAACAAAAUGUACGAGCGGAUAUACGGAAAAACUAUUUCAACCGAAAACUGUUAACAACAAAGUCUAUCUGAACGCCUAUGCUAUUAAAGAAAAUUUUCAAUUGUGUGUCUGGAAUAAUCGACGUUGUAUUAAAGUUGAACAUUCACCAGAAAAAGCAUCUUUGGCAAUUGAAAUUGAAAAAUUUUCGCUAGAUGAUAAAACCAGUGUUGACCUGGUUAUUCCAAAAGAACAAGUACCACAAGUAUUGGAUGGUAUUAAUCGAAUAAAACAGCUGGCAUCUCUAUACUUAUGUCAGUUUGAAAUAUUUCGUUUACAUCCACUAUUCUCUGCUUGUUACUCGUCAUGCGUUCGUGGCAUAGACAAAGAACUUAUUGACUUAACACCGACGAUUACCGUGGACAAAUGGCCAAAUUGUGCAAAAAUAGCAUUAGAAGCAAUUCAGAAACGUUUCAACAUUGAUCUCAGCUCGAUUCCAUUUUGUCUUGUACCAAAAUGUUCUCGUAACGUUCAUCACCCAGAACAUCACCAUACGGAGUUUUGUUAUUCAUUUUCUAGAGCUGAAACAAUCCUAACGCUAAGACGAACUGCAAAGCAAACAUCGUUUACUUUACUAGUGAAAUUAUUAUUUUAUAAAAAUAUAUUUGAUCUGAACUUAGAAGACGAGCAAAAUAAAAUUAAAACAAUUGAUUCGUAUUUACUAAAAACUUUAACGUUUUGGUAUAUUGAAUUAAUUUCCGAGAAAGAAUGGCAACGCGAAUAUGAUCCUCGGUCGAUCGCAUCAUUUAUAUUAGGAUUUCUAAGUUUUGUUAUAAAAGCGUUUGAAAAACGAUACGUUAGCUCUUACUGGAAUCGAAAUAUUCACUCCGUAACAAAUAACUUACUUGAUACCGUUAAUGAACAUUUAAUUGAGAAGUGUAUUUCUAUUCUAGAACAGAUCCGACACAAUUCAGUGCCUUAUAUUGAAAAUUUACGUUUAGAUUCACAAAUUGAAUUUAUUAAACUAAAUGAUAAUUAUUUCAAACAAAUAGAAGAAGAGCAUUUAUUUGAUGUUAUAUAUGUUUUUGGAUAUGACAAUCUUUUGGAACAUCAUUGUAAUAUGAACGUGUUAGAACGAUCUAAUUUCUAUGUCAUUGUUGAUACAUUAAUACAGAUGACAAUGCAGAAUCAACUGAGAAUGUCAGCUACUCUGUGGCAAAAGUUGUUUAACGUUAAAAGUUUUCCUACAAGAUUAUGUACUUUAGGUUUUAUUCGACAGUUUAUUGAGCAUCAGAACUGUGGGAAAGAAUGUUACAUGACACUGACAGAAAGAAAAGCAGAAAAUCAUUUGAAAAAAAUCAUCUCGUUUAUUCUCAUUGAAUGGAUUUGUCAAUCAUCAUCAUUUGCCUAUAAUUUCCUGACACCAGAUUUAGUACGAAAAUUAUAUAGACAAGACUUUUCAUUUACAAGUCAAUCAAUUCAAUACAUAUAA